UAUGUCUUCUACCUCAGCUGGUUCCAUUUUUCUUAACAGACACAUCUCCCCUUUUCUUUUUCUAGUCACCUACUUGGACCUUUUUGGUCUCUUGGCCAGAUGCCUAUCACGAACCCCCACCACCGCUACAAAUGGAAAGUUGGGGAGGAUCCAGAGGGGCCUUUUUCAGAGGAAGAGGAAGUGCGGCAAAAGGUCGAACGCGAUGAAAACGGUCAAAUAAUCAUACCCCGGCGCAGGGUCCUUGAUUUGUAUGAGAUUCUCGGUCUCGAUGACCAGGCGACUCAAGAUCAGAUCAGGGCUGCUUAUAAGAAGAAGGCGCUGAAGCAUCAUCCUGACAAGGCACCCCCGAGCAAGAAAGAAGAAGCGAACAGCCAAUUCCAAAAAAUCGCCUUCGCUUACGCCGUCCUUUCUGAUGAACGUCGCCGCGCGAGAUUCGAUAAGACCGGUAGUACGGAGGACGCCUUGGACGAAGAUGAGGAUUUCGACUGGACGGAGUUCUACCGGGAGCAGUUCGCGACUGCUGUUGAUGUCGAUGCGAUCGACAAGCUCAAGAAGGAAUACCAGGGGUCUGAGGAAGAGGUCAAGGAUAUCCUGCAGGCCUAUGAAGUCCACCGGGGCGAUCUGGAUAAAAUCUACGACUCUGUGAUGCUGUGUAAUGUCAUUGAUGAUGAUGAGCGAUUCCGCGCCAUCAUUGAUUUGGCAAUUGCGGAAGGAAGGGCCGGGAAGUAUAAGAAAUACACGGAGGAGCCGGUUAAAAAGCGUCAGGCCAGAUUGAAGCGGGCCCAGAAGGAAGCGAAGGAGGCGGAACAAGUGAGCAAGGAGAUGGAGGAGAACAAGUCUAAGACGGGUAGGAAGAACAAGGGAGGGAGGAAGAAGGAGGAUGGCCCCGAGGACGUGGGUGACUUGGCUGCGAUGAUUAAACAGCGGAACCUUGGUCGUCUUGACAGCCUCAUCAAUCGGUUGGAGGAGAAGUAUAACGUGGAUAGUGAGCUUAAUGAGCUGGGGCCGGGGCCGAGCAAGACCAAGAAGACGAGGAAGAAGCGAAAGUCGAGUCCUCCUGAAUCGGCAUUCGAAGAAAUGGCUGCGCGUGGGGAGAAGAAGCAGAAGAGGACCAAGGGGUGAGGUGUGUUAUCUUUGGGUGGACUGUCUUUCAUGCGUUAUUUUUCUCUUUUCUUUAUCACUACUAGUGCUGUCUUUGGGGUUGGGGAGUUCAGGUCAUGUAGGGACAUAUCCUUUCGCGGCAUGGUACAUUGAGUGAUUUGGCAAUCAGGCAUGGGAGUGCAUUGCUUUUGUUUUUGCUUUUGCCUUUUUUCCCACCCUGGGAUUCUAUUUUGACUUCUGCACAUUGCUAUCAUUGAGUGCCCAAUACAUAAGUAGUAGUGCUGGCAGUAAUAAG
Aspergillus vadensis CBS 113365 is the source of this 1396-nucleotide messenger RNA. RefSeq names its product DnaJ domain protein. NCBI's taxonomy places the organism in Eukaryota, Fungi, Ascomycota, Eurotiomycetes, Eurotiales, Aspergillaceae. The record is from RefSeq and is a predicted model, not a curated record. Gene Ontology annotation, cellular component: nucleus; cytoplasm. Gene Ontology annotation, molecular function: heat shock protein binding. The transcript has 2 exons. The coding region runs from base 100 to 1122 and encodes 340 amino acids.